Molecule: messenger RNA, 1386 nt
Organism: Camelina sativa (false flax)
Lineage: Eukaryota; Viridiplantae; Streptophyta; Magnoliopsida; Brassicales; Brassicaceae
Source: RefSeq, a predicted model, not a curated record
CUCAUCCAUAAGCAAGCUUAUUAUUGUCUGUUAAUGGAGUAAAUCAGAUGAUUAGAGUGAGCUUAUAGCUUAACUUAAUUGCACUCACGCUCACCCAAAUCAAACCCUAAAAAUGGCUCUCUGUAUAAAAGGAGAAGAUGAACGAGGAGAGUCGACAGAGAGAGUGACACUUGGAAAUUUAUUAGGGUUUCUCUUUCUCGUUGUGUUACUUGAAUCAUGUCUCGCCUCCUCAGAUUCUCUAAGCUUUCUCCACUUAACAAUGUGAUGAAAGGAAGCAGCUUUCGUUGGUGUUCAUCUUCAACGACCACGAAAAACCCUUACUUGAUGUUUACCACAAGGCAGAUGGACUCUUGUUUGAUCCAGCGAGGGAGAAGCUAUUUACUGUACGAGACAAAUCAGUCCCUAAAGACCUCCUUAACUCAAGUCUGGUUGGAAGCUCACAAGGAUGGGGAAUUUUCUACGACACGAGUGAAUGAGGUUUUACGUGUUAGCGAUUUCUUAAACCCUUUGGCAUACAAAUCAAACCCAAAGGUGAUUCCUUUACCUUCACUGACUAACUCUGCCUUUCGAUCAAAACAAAAUCGAAUUCGUGAGGAAUGUGGCAAUGUCCUCUGAUUCUCCUUCUGAAGAAGAAGACUUUGUAGUUGCUAUCAAGUUACCGGGUAGUGAGAUUGGUGUCUAUAGACACGGUCGUGACCUCCCGUGGACUCAUUUCGAACUUCCUUUUACCUGCUUGGACAAGUCAAAUCUGGCUUAUUCCAAAACAGACCAAUGUUUUUACUUACCUGGUCCUGGAGGCAACUGCUUGUGUUCAUUCGACCUCCAUGGCAACCUCAACGUCCGUGAGCUACUGUUUCGUGACCUUCCUGAGUUUUCAAUGUCCGAGUUCGAGCUGUUCAGAUCAUAUUCCAGGGCAGAACACUGGGUGGAGUCUUCCUCAGGCGAACGUUUCCUUGUCCAAUGGUACUCUUAUGACUCUCCAUUGGAGCACAGAGACCCGAGAUUCAUGGUGUUUAGAGAGGAGGAGACGAUUGAUAGCAAAUACAUGUGUUACACUGAGGACAUUGGAGAUAUCUGCAUCUUCCUAUCAAACAGUCAUCCUUUCUGCGUUGAGGCCAGCUCGUGCCCUGGUUUGCAGCCUAAUGCCAUCUACAUCUUCUCCUCUCAUGACUUUGCUGUUUACGAUCUCCGCACCAAAAAAUGCCGUGAAUUUGAAAAACCCAAAGAUGGACCAUUCAUCCCUCACUGGAUUCCUCCCUAUUCUAUCUAAACUUGGUUGUUGCUAUGUUUUGUUGGUGGACCAAGUUUUGUCUUUUGGAUUUUGCUUAACAUUUGUAAAACAGCAUCAUCUGACCAUGGUGGUCCCUCUUUGUUUCCAUGACUCGU